AUGGCGCAAGAUAUAGCGGUAGAGCUGGACGAGGAUGAACUUAUUGCCCUUUACUUCGAUAUAGACCGAGCGAGUUGCCCUUCCGACAUAGAUUCUAGUAACGGUUCGCCGGAAAAUCCAAAUCCAAAUGAUACCUUUGAUCAGGACAUAGUAAGUUUUACACCGAAUUAUAACCAUGAAGAGCGUGAACACAUAUCAGAGCCAGGGCCGAAUAUGGGACGUAAAAACUUCUCAGGUGGCCGCGGCUGCUAUGCGUGGCAGGGAAGCCCGUACGUGAUGAUGGGUUCAGAAGGGCCACCAUUCACGGAAAUUCUUGAUACUUUUGGUAUCAGGUGGGAAGAUUGGUUCAAGAUGCAGGGAAAUACUGGGUAUAUUGAGAAUGAGUACCGCUUUCCAAGCGAGUAUGCUGGGAUUGACUGGGCAGCAUUGAUCCGAGAAUGUUAUGAGCUACCACGUUAG
This is a messenger RNA of Daldinia caldariorum, 459 nucleotides long. RefSeq lists its product as uncharacterized. NCBI's taxonomy places the organism in Eukaryota, Fungi, Ascomycota, Sordariomycetes, Xylariales, Hypoxylaceae. The transcript has a single exon. Bases 1 to 459 code for a protein of 152 amino acids. The record is from RefSeq and is a predicted model, not a curated record.